Molecule: messenger RNA, 348 nt
Organism: Helobdella robusta
Lineage: Eukaryota; Metazoa; Annelida; Clitellata; Rhynchobdellida; Glossiphoniidae
Exons: 4
Coding region: 1-348 (115 amino acids)
Source: RefSeq, a predicted model, not a curated record
AUGUCAGACCAGCGUAAAGAUUCCAAAGCUGACCAAUCGUCACCCACCUCAGAAAGCCAUGUCAUCGUCUGCCCCACAAUAGGGCCUGUUAAAGUUCACGUAGAGUUGCAGAGAGUAUAUAUACUGUUGCAAAGAGUAUCUAUACGGUUGCAGAAAGUAUUAUACUGUUGUGAAGAGUAUUUAUACAGUUGCAGGGAGUAUAUAUACGGUUGCAGAGAAUAUCCAUACUGUUGCAUAAAGUGUCUAUACUGUUGCAGAGACCAAAGUGCAGACUCACAAAUUAUUUCCACACACACUCACACACGUUUACAAGUGCUUUCACGUGAGGCACAUGCUCAAGACAAAUGA